Eufriesea mexicana is the source of this 7562-nucleotide messenger RNA. It is a transcript of the gene Atg17, whose product is annotated as autophagy-related 17. Bases 1823 to 6043 code for a protein of 1406 amino acids. The transcript is spliced from 9 exons. Gene Ontology annotation, biological process: autophagy of peroxisome; positive regulation of protein phosphorylation; piecemeal microautophagy of the nucleus. Gene Ontology annotation, cellular component: phagophore assembly site membrane; Atg1/ULK1 kinase complex. Gene Ontology annotation, molecular function: protein kinase binding; molecular adaptor activity. NCBI's taxonomy places the organism in Eukaryota, Metazoa, Arthropoda, Insecta, Hymenoptera, Apidae. The record is from RefSeq and is a predicted model, not a curated record.
CAGACGUUCUGUCCUCCGUGCUCGACCAGGCCUGGACUCGGCAGUAAACAGCUGGCGACGCGAUGCGUCAGAGCAAAAUGUCGAACGGGACUGCGCCAAGCUAGUUGCCCCUCUACCUUCUCACUCUGGCACGGUGCAAGAGCUUCAUAAAAGUGGACGUUCUCGGGCAAGCGUUCGGCGCAUUCGCGGUGAAAAUUCGGCAGCGACGCGAACCACACGAGUGUCAGCAACAGUACCUGAACAGAAGAUACGAGAAAUAAAAGCACAAACGAGAAAAUCCGUGGCGAAAGUGGAGUUUCUUUGUUUCGUGCUUCGAUCUCUGCGCAUACGUUCCCGUGCGAGUGGCGCAGCAUUGUUUGUGUGGUCGGUACGUCACUCUCGGCGUAUACACGGCUCGUCACGAUAUAAAACGAGAUCCUGGCGUCCUGCUUGAUCUCGCGUCGGGUCUUUUUAUCCACGAACAAGCAUAGAAUACACCGUUGGGAGUGUUGUGCUUCGACUCGAGUCUGGUCAGCGUAACAACGAUUCGGUGAAAGGAUCGCUGGCCCUUCGUGUACGCGCAAGUGCUUUGUUUUGACGAGCAGCUGAUCCGGGACUACUCGUUUAUCGCGUCGACCAGUCCUCCAUCGCUGCAACGGUGAUUCUUUUCCGACUAUUUCAUUCGUGUUCCGCGCUCGCCCGCGUACACGCGACGUUACCGCGUACCUACGAACACCGUCUCGUAAACUGUGUUUAAAAGAAUUGUCGAGCCGUAGCAAGAGUGCUUCGUUACAUCACGAAAACUGGAAGACGACGUGAUCGACCGAUACUUUCAGAAGCAACAGUACACAACCUAUACGCGUUUGCCCCGAUGACAGGCGGAGUAAGAACGCAAACAAGAAUUAUCGUUGCGCGAUAUUUUACGAUUAAAGUGAUCGAUUCAGUGCGAGACCUGUCCAAGUGUGUCAGUUGAACUUGCCGUUUCCAAGGGACUCAACGAACGUUCUCGUUCGUUCUCGACCCCUGGCCGGAACGAAAAUCACUCUGAGCCGUCCUGUAAAUAACGAUCGUGGGUUCCAGCAGGCCGUGCCUCGGUCUAACCGUCGUUUACCAACCCGAUUUGUCCGGGCCCUUUAAGAGACUGUGCAACACAAUACCUUCCCUCCCAAACGCUCUGGGACUCCCUUUUCUCAGUUACCAAUGAUCUCGUGAUAUAUUGCGCUUUCCUUUCGCUUCUACCUGUACUCCCCUUCGUUCCAACGAAUCUCCGUGUACUCCGAGAUAGCCAGACCCAACGACACCUUCGUUGCUUUCCUUCCAGCCGAUCGACACACGUACACGCUUCUACGUAUACACACACGCGCACCGUGCCUGUAGCGCACGCAACAGCAACGUAUACAUCGGCGCAUCGCGUUUCUCGAGCUCUUUCGCUGUCGCUCGUCUUUUCCUCGGCUCUCGCGCGCGCGCCACUUUACGAUACCUGUCGAUCGCGACGAAGGAUAAUAACGAGGAAACAACGUACGUGCGGAAAACACUCGACAACGAGACGCGGAGGAAAGCUGGUCGAACGCGAGCCCGAGUUUGCGUGAAUCGACGACGACGACGAGCGGAUUGGUGAUCGAUGCGGCAUAAACCCGAGGGGGCCGUACUCGCGAGCGCUGUGAAACGAGGGGUACGGCCCCGAUCGAGCUGACUACAGGAGUCGGCCUGAGGUGACAGCUCCUCUUCGUCGGGCGUCGCGAAUACCGGGCGCCCAGCACCACCGAAUGCCAGUGGACUGUUUCGGGCGGGCUGGCCGUUUCACUCCUGUCGUCGGACCAGAAGGACCUCCAACGGCCCGAAAAUGCUCUACAUAUUCCACGUGGACACCGGCACCACCAUCACCUUCGACAUCAAGCUGGCGCUGCAGACUGUCGCCCAGCUGAAGGAAGCGAUCGAGAGAGAAUGCGGCGUGGUCGCGGAGCACCAGGUGCUCUUGAUGAGCGGAGGCGAAAGCCUGGAACCGAACGCUCGUGUGUGCUCCUACUCGGCCGGAACCGACACGAAUCCGAUCUAUUUGUUCAGCAAGGCCGCCAUUGAGAGCCAGCAUCCACCCAUGCCGAGCAUAGAUUACGGUUCCGAUGUCGAUCUGCAGAGCCAAAUAGACGCGUCGCUAGCGAUGCCGGCCACUUAUCAGACCCUCAUCGCCCGUGCCCAAUUGGCUCAGCAAUGCUGUGGAUUGGCGCGGGAGCAGACCAGGAUCUGCGAGAGGCUGGUGCACGAUCAACACCUUCAGCAACAGGGCUGGGCGGCCGUGGUGGCGAAUCUGGAGGACAUCACGCAGAUGUUCCAGACGCGGGUCGACGUUCUGCAGCAGAGCUUCGCAGUCUACCUGUCGGAGAGGCAACAGCAAAUGGAACUGCUGGAAAACUUCUACGCCGACCUGGGCACCCUGGCGAAGAUCCCGAUCCUGCCCGCGCUGAGAGCUCAGGCGGAAGGUCUGCUGAGUCCGGACGAUCAACCCGGACAGUCGGAGAAGGACUCCGAGGGCAGGGACGAGGUUCUCAGCCUGCUUCGAUGGAUCUCGGCGAAAGACAAUCAAAGUAGUUUGGAGCAGGUGGCGGAACAAUGUUCGCGGGGUUUGGAACAGUUCGACGAGAGAGUGAUGGAGGCGCUGAAGGCCGAGGUGAACGCGGCCAUUGACAGCGCGAACAAGCAGGAUAUGAAGGAGAUCAAGGGUCUGGGUGAGAGGCUGUUCGCGUUGGAGCAGCUGAUGGCUCAGACCAAGAAGCUGGUCCACGAGCAAGGAGAGCUGGCCCAGGGUUUCCUUCAGAACCAGAGCCGGGCGAACAACCUGGGCGAUGCCAGUGUUCUUCCUGAUCUCUGCACCUCGCAUAGGCGUCAGCUACUGGUGAUGCUGCAGAAUCACAACAAGCUGCGCGACAUUAGGCGUAGGUGCACCAAAGCGAAGGAGGAACUGUCGGUGAACAUCUAUCAUCGCCUGAAAUGGAUCAUGUACGUGGAGAACAAGAUGAUGGAGGUGGAUGGGAAACUGCUCAUGUAUCACGAGAGCCUGAAACGUUUGAGAAGGCACCUCGAGGUGCUGCAGCAAAUCCACCUGGCACCGCAGAUGUACAUGAACGCCGUGGCAGAGGUAGUCCGAAGGCGAACCUUCUCCCAGGCUUUCCUCGUUUGGGCUAGCAACCUGGCGUGUCAGUUGUUGACAGUUCAUAGCGAGGAACUGGCUCGCAGAAGGGAGUUUCAGAGCAAAUUUGAUGGCCACUUCCUGAAUACCCUGUUUCCCGGUCUCGAGGACACGCCACCCCCGUUUGCCACCCAAGCACCGUCGGUUUUUGACAAAGGACUGCCAAAGUUGACAGUAGAGGAUAUGGAAUCUCUGAGAUCGCAGCUACCCGAUCUGGCGCUGAACGUCUCGUCGCCAGAUUUGAACACUAUAACGCAGUUCUUCCUGUCAAAGAGUCUCACCGAGGCUAGCACAGACGGGAACAAGGAGAAGGACAGCAGCUCCAUGCGCGUCGACGAGACGACGAAAGAACAGGAACGAACGAGAGCACCGAUGUUGUUCGACAGGGGUGGUUUCGAAUCAGAAACAGACACGGAGGAGUUCGAGAAGAUCGGCCAGGGCGCCACGGACUCUAAGCCGGAGUCGUUCGAUGGCGCGAAACAAAUGCGUCAGAAACAAUUGGAGGUUGGUGCCUCGCGAAGCGUCUCCCCCGCUUCCUCGACCUCAACUAACGUAUCCCCGCUUAAUUCGAAAGUCGCGGACCUGACGAACCGGUCAUCCUCCUCGAGCGAGCCUGGAUCCUUCCAUUUUCCCAGUCUAUCCGUCAGCGAGCGUCCUGCUCAGCUGAGUCCGCUAACCGAGUGCGCCGAGAACGGCGAGUCGAGCUGUUUGCUUCAUCGCGCUACUGCGAAUGGUCUUCCUAAAUAUCACGAGCUGCCAUCGACCACGAUGGCCGAGGAACCCAACUCCCUCAGUCCAAAUCCUCCCUCUUCCCUGUCACGGUCCGUGAUGUGCGACGGCCAGCAGCAACAGCGGCAUCAGCUAUCCGGUAGUGGCGGUAGCAGUCCCUCCGUUGGAGUAGCCGCUACUGACUUCAUGGGUACUGAAUUUUACAUGGACGAGUCUCUGCCUAGCAGUCUCAGCGAGCAUCCCGCCGACGGCCACCACCAGGCUAUCGUUUCCCUUCUCCAGGAGAAUCUUGGCAACACGCGCGAGGAAGUAGAAAGGCUUCGCUCCAUCUUGAAGACGAUGGAGGCUGUGGUGUGCGAGGCAUUGCGAUCCGUUCGUCAGGAGUUGGCUGUGCUGAGGGACGGGUCGAAGGAGGAGAAUGCUGGUUUCUCCAAGAUGACAGAGCAAGUACGCGAAGCUCUGUCUCUGUACUCGCAGGAGUGCGAUCGUCGUCUCCGAGAGCGCGAGCAGGAGCUCACCGUGGACCACGAGCUCGAGAUGGCAGACGUGAAGAAGCUGAUUCAGAGUCGGGAGGAAGAGAUAUGCACGUUGAAACGGAAUCUUUUAGAAAGGGAGACGGAGCUGAACGAGCACGAGCGUUUGAUGACCACCAUGCGUCAGAAGUUGGAGAGCAAGCAAACGGAGAUGAGAGAUCUGCAGGCGCGCCUGCACCAUCAGCUCAAGGAGGCCCUGGACCAGGCUCACGCUGAGAAAGAGUCGGCUGUGAAGAAAGCGAACGACGAGAGAUACAGGGAAAUAGCAUCCAUGACGAAUUCCGUGACGCAGUGCCAGAAACGGAUUCAGAAGCUCGAGGAAUCUUUGAACACGGCUCGCAGUGAUCAGCAGAGGUUGGUGAAGAAGGCGACCGACAAGUUGCAGAUGGAAUACAAGGCCGAGCUGCAGUCGAUCAGAAGCCGGUUCAAAUCGAUGGCUGCGUCGAGCAUGGAAAGAAGCCCGAGCGACAGCAGCCUCGAGAAGAUCGAGAGACCGGAUUUCAUCGAGCUGGCCAGUCACAUGUUGGCUCAGGCAACGCAGGAUAUGAAGCUAGAGAAGUCCGUGGCUCUGCAGGGUCUGGAGGACGAGCGGGCAGAUCGCGUUGCCAAGUUGAUGUACGAGUUACAAUUGGCCUCGUUGGUAAUCAAAGAGAAGGAUAGAGAGAUGGAGGUGUACAGAAAACGGGAAACAGCUUUGACGGAUGAGUGCAAAUAUUAUAAGAACGCGAUCAGACGUUUGAUGGAGUCCGAGAAUUAUCAGAGCGUCCUCGUAGAGUACAGUCUGCACAAAGAACACAGCGACGAACAGCUGGAGAUGAGACAGAGUAGUCUAGAGGAGGUAACGAAGAGCUUGGAGACGGAAAAGGACGAGGUAGAGGUAUCCGAGUCGAAGAAGGUACGGCUAGAGGCGAGUAGCGAUACGAGCUGCCUGUCCAGGAGACUGGAGCUCCUCGAAAACGAGAACAAGAGGUUAAACGUAGAAUUACAAUCGCUUCGCGAGAGCAAGGACUUGGUGGAGGCAAAGAUCGAGCGUUUAGAGGCGGACAAAGUUCGACUGGAAAUCGAGCUGGUGAAAGAACGAUCGAGAAAUUUCGUUGGUCACACUUCGUCUACGUCCUCGUCGGAGAGUCGCGAGAAAGACAUGAACGCUUCUGUGGCGGUGCUGUCGGAACCAGUUAGUCGUCGAGACGCAGCGACCAGUCCAAUACCGCAGUAUCCUUGCGGCUGCGCCAGGUGUAUGACUCAGAUUCAAUGGAAGGUGAAGGAAACCGCUGAGAAACUGGCAAAGCUAGGCCAUAUUACCGUGACCAGUUGCAAUCCAGAAGAUAACGUGCUGGUGUUUUGGGAUCCGAUCCACGAAACGUACAUGCUGUACCAAGAAUCGAAGACGCUUUAUUUCCUCGAUUUGAGUUGCAUCGAUGGAUUGGAUCUGAAUUCAAGCGCUGACAAGAUAUCGGCCAAUAAUCAGACCAUUGUCCAGAUCGUCGAAAAGCAAUUCUGUCAUGCUAGAAAGUCCGAGAACCGAUAUCGCGUACCACGUGGCACGAAAUUUUACCGAGUGAUCGUGAAGACCGUGGACGGUAGCGCAGCCAUAUUGGCAAGCAUCGAACAGGAAUAAUGGAGCAGCAAGGAGAGAGGAAUUCAUCGAUUCUCCGCUAAAUUGAUAAGCCCUGUGACCGCGGAUCCGCGUCGCGGGGAUGAACACCUGUGGCCUUGCACGUGCAGUUCAUCCGACACGCGGAUCCUUAUCAUACACAUAUUCGCGACCAUCCGGAAACUCUCGGAUCAAGGCCAAAACCUGCCAGAGCCUGUAGACGCAUCCUUGAACGUUCACUUACCGAGAAAACACGAAGGUUUUGACGAUGAAAAGAGGGGUAUGGGUACCUUGACUGAGCACCGCGAUUAAAUAGGGAUCAGAGACGAAAGGAUGCGCUGGCGUUUCAUUGUGAUAUAAGUAAUUUUUAAACGAGUGAAACAUAAUUGCCGAAUGCUGUGGUGGUUAGCUGUGAAGCGUAACGACGUUUGUAUUCCUUUUUCGUUUAUUUUUUUUCACACGAGACCGAGCGUGAGAAUGAGAGAAAGAGGCAGAGAGUGUAUGAGAGAGAGAGAAAGGGAGAGGGCGUAAGGAAGUAUAACGAGCAACCGCGAAUAUAUAUAUAUAUUAUUAUUACGAAUAAUUGAACGUCAUCGACGAUGAUUUCUUUUCUUGUAACUCGAUAGGCUGACCGCGUGCAAGGGAGAAGUUAGAGUGCGUAAAAGCGGAAGAGAGAGUUUUUUCAUUUUUCAUUUUGGAUGUACAGACGAAAUUCCUUCGUUCUGCGAUUCAAACUAUUCAAACUACUAUUACUAUUAUUAACUACUACUACUAUUACUGCUACUACUACAAUUAUCUUUGCACCGUGUGAGAACAGUAUGACGAGGAGGUGAAGAAAAAUCGUAGUAGAGUAAGUUUUACAAACAAACGAGCAAAAACAAAGAAAAAAAAAAAGAAUAAUUAAGAUAGAGCAAAGAAAGGAGGUAUAACGAAAAUCACGAAUGCUUUGUAUAUGCAAACUACUGUAUAUUAUAUAUGUGAUAUAUAAUAUAUACAUAAACGCGUGUACACGGUUUAUCGUGUACCGAAUUGGGUACCGAAGCGUGCAAUAUUCGUGUACGAGAAAUAUAACACACACAGAUAGAUACACAUACACGCAUACAUACACGCGCGCGCGCGCACACACACACACACACACAUAGGUCCUAAGCUGAAUUCUAAGAUUUUAUAAAACGAAGUAAUCGCGUGUCGUUCAAUUCUCGUGACGCAUCUUUAACAUAUUAGAGAGUCCGUUUAAUUUAGAACAAAAAAGGAAAAAAAAAAGAAUUAUAUAUAUAUAUAGAGGAGGAGUAGGCACCGUAUUACCUCUCUCCUUUCGUCGACCACACUGUUUCUUCUAACGAUUCCGUUUAGGGUGCCUCGUGGUCGAUGCACCCCCCAAUUUAUUCUUCGAAUCGCCAGUCUGAACGAUCUCGGCGAGCAAAUUCGCUGCGCAAAGAAUUGGAGGAAAACCACGUGAUAUUGACAGAUAUAUCUUUACUUUAAAGCGUAACGACGAGAACUUAUCCAACGAGAAAGGAUUAGAUUUCUCUAGCCCUGUCGA